AUGACUGGAACGAUUAUUGAAAAUUUAAGCGGUAGGAAGCUCGCAGUGCUAGUGACGUUUCUUUUACUGUGUCAAUUAACAUGUUUUCUAAUCGGUGGGUUGGUCGCACCCAUGCCUGCGAAUGCACAAACCAUACUCGGUACCGUUUGCAAAGAUACGUCUGUAAUGAAAAAUGAUACUACGAAAUGGUUCUAUAAUCGCGGUAAAGGUAAAUGUCAGCCCGUUGACCUUGCAGACGUUCAUCACGAUCUUUCCGAGAGAGAUAUUGUGUUUGCAUUUCAAAUGCCUAUACCCCGCGAAGGCGAAACCUACGACUAUUCUAGAUGGCAGCAGAACUUAAUCGGUGUUUUAACAGUUGACAUCAGUUACCACUCGCAAAUGGAAGUGAAGCCGCGCAGUACAUUAACAAUAGAUGCGCGAUUAGCGUACAGGAAUAAAAACGAUCCAGAAGACGGCUGGAAACUGUACACUCAAUCAGUUGAAAAGAGGGUUCUAGACUGUGACAUCGAUAUUAAGUCUGAAGAAUACUUGUACAACUGUUCUCUGAUACCAUUGUUUGAACUGGGCUCAUUGUAUCAUGACUACUAUUUGUUGAACAUAAGGCUACCAAUUGACAACCCUGACAUGAACGCUCACAUCGGUCACAUACAAGACAUGUGGGUGACUGUUAUAAAUCAGAACGGAGGUUUUACAAAGGUGUGGGUGUCACUGAAAACAGUGUUCUUCCCGUGCAUAAUUGGAAUUUUAGUUUGGUUUUGGCGGAGAAUACAUAUGUUAGAAAGAAAACCUGUACUUUUAGAAAAGAUGCUUCUUAGUCUGGGUAUAGCUUUAUGUUUCUUGAACGCCCCUCUCGAAUAUCUUACAUUGCAAUUUGACUUGCCAUUCAUGUUACUGCUUGGGGAUAUUAGACAAGGUAUUUUUUAUGCCAUGCUGUUCUCAUUCUGGCUUGUAUUUGCCGGGGAGCACAUGUUAAUUCAAGACACCUCAGCACAAAGCUCUCUGAAGCAAUACUGGCGACACUUAAGUGCGGUAGCCACUGGUUGCAUCUCACUAUUUAUAUUUGACAUGUGUGAAAGGGGAGUGCAACUACGUAACCCUUUUUACUCUAUUUGGGUCACCGAUCUAGGUACGAAUUUAGCCCUAACAUUUAUUAUACUUGCUGGAAUUUCAACUGGAGUGUAUUUCCUAUUUCUCUGCUACUUGGUAUAUAAAGUUUUUAUAAAUAUCUCUCAUAAGCGGCAGUCCCUUCCUACAAUGUGCUCUGUACGUCGGCUGCACUACGAAGGGAUUAUAUAUCGUUUCAAAUUUCUGAUGUUAGCAACAUUACUUUGUGCUGCUCUAACUGUUAUUGGCUUUAUUCUGGGACAAGUGGCUGAAGGCCAGUGGAAAUGGGAUGAGCAUAUUGAGCUAGAAUACACUUCAGCAUUCUUUACUGGAGUGUAUGGCAUGUGGAACAUCUACAUAUUUUCACUGCUUGUGUUGUACGCACCGAGUCAUAAACGGUGGCCAGUUAAUGAGAACACUUUGGAUACGCAAAACUUGAGCGAGGAAAUUGAAUUCAGUCGUUUGCCGGGCGAGAGGAGUGAAAUAUCUUCAUUGACAUCCUUUAUUAGAAAAGCUACAGUUGACUAACUUGACAAUAAUAUAAGUUUAAAAUUUCAAUGUUAAAUUAAAGAUGUAUGAGAAACUUUUAAAAUUGUAGUCGUCCCUCUUAUUAGUUUUAGUUUAAACAGUAUUAAUAACGUGUUUGUACUCAAAUAUUAGUCAUGGGAAGUACUCUUUUGAGUAGUCUUAUCUUAUGCAUUCUAACUUAUCGUAUGGUAUAUUCUAGUUUGACCUCUGAAAUAUGUAUAAGUUUUAGAAACUAAGUUGUAUUAAUGUAUUGAACUGAAUCAUUCAUUGUAAGUUCUAAAAAAAACCUAAAGCCAGGUAUAAUUUUAAGUCAUAAAAAUUCCAUUGUUGAGACGUGGGUUUAUUCGACCUUGAUAUUUUUUUUUGUAACAAAAAGUGCUUCCAAAUUGUCGCGAUUUGAUCUUGCCAUUUUAAGCUACUUAAUUUUCUCUGUGAUAAGCAUUUUUGAUAACUUUUUUAAUUUAUUUUUUGUAUUUGUAGUUUUUAAGCAUUUAUACUAUGUUGCCAGCAUUAUUUUUAACUUUUUCGUAAAUUUAACUAAUAUUUGUAACUCGAUUAGUUUGUAUGCUAAUAAAAAUAAAAUUA
Molecule: messenger RNA, 2217 nt
Organism: Melitaea cinxia (Glanville fritillary)
Lineage: Eukaryota; Metazoa; Arthropoda; Insecta; Lepidoptera; Nymphalidae
Gene: wls
Product: protein wntless
Exons: 1
Coding region: 1-1632 (543 amino acids)
Biological process (GO): Wnt protein secretion; Wnt signaling pathway; intracellular protein transport
Cellular component (GO): organelle membrane; endomembrane system
Molecular function (GO): Wnt-protein binding
Source: RefSeq, a predicted model, not a curated record